Molecule: messenger RNA, 3138 nt
Organism: Penicillium brasilianum
Lineage: Eukaryota; Fungi; Ascomycota; Eurotiomycetes; Eurotiales; Aspergillaceae
Source: the annotation of a GenBank genome assembly
CCGCGAUAGGAACAUUGUUAUCGCAGCCCCGUUGGAGCUCCAAGGCAAGUGAAUGCGCCAUUGUCCUUUGUGUCGCCCAUUGACGUUCUUGCGGCAGCUGCAGAGCUCCAAUUGACGCCCGCAUAGAUCAUCUCCCCCCUAAACUACACCGUUUACAGGCAUCGAUCAAGUCAUGCAUUGCGUCGCGACUCGACCAAUCACCACAUUGUGAAUCGCUUCAUCGUUGUCUGACGCAACUCGAUCGUGGAUGGAUAGCACUCCCUCGGCACACCUACACUCAACAUGUUCUCCAACGCGCUGAAGUCUUUCAGCUCCAACAUCUCAUCGAACUACCAAAUCUCUCCGCAUCCCACCGUCUACUCCGGCCCCUGGAAAAUCCACGAUGCAAAGAAAAAGUCCACGGGCACCGCGGCGUCCGUCUUCAUCUUCGAUCGGAAGGUUCUGGAACCGCGGUCCGGUGGAUUUGGGCGCUCCGGGUCGUCUUCGAAGAAGUUACAGGACGAUGUGAUUGAGCGGCUAAAACGGGAAGCUAGCAACCUAGCCCGGUUACGCCACCCUUCUAUUCUACAGGUGCUGGAGCCGGUGGAGGAGACUCGCAACGGUGGUUUGAUGUUUGCAACGGAGCAUUUGACAGCCUCGCUAUCGGGACUCCUGUUGGAUAAGAACGAGCAGGAGGGCGCAUCGGCCUCCGGUUCGCGACCCGGUCGUUACAUGGUCCAGGAGGCCGAUGGCACGCGAAGACGACGCGACCUAGAAAUUGACGAGUUGGAAAUUCAAAAGGGGUUGCUACAGGUUGCAAAGGGUCUAGAGUUCCUUCAUGAGUCUGCGGGGUUGGUGCAUGGCAACUUGAAUCCAGACGCCAUCUAUAUCAACGCCAAGUCUGAUUGGAAGAUCUCCGGUCUCGGUUUCGCUGGUCCUCCUGAUUCUUCAGAGACCCGGUCAACGCUUGCCCCGUUGGCUGUCUCCGAGGUUCUCUAUCAGGACCCCAGAUUACCUGCUUCUGUACAGCUGAAUUUGGAUUACACCUCCCCGGACUUUGCCUUGGACUCGAAUGUGUCAUCGGCUGCAGAUCUCUUCUCCUUGGGUCUGAUAAUCAUUGCUCUCUAUAACUCGCCCCAUGUCUCACCCCUCCAAACCCACGCGAAUCUGACGACGUACAAGAAGCUGUUGAGCUCUUCAGCGACUACUCCCUCACAAAGCAACAAUUUCCUUUGCUCCCAGCCCAUCCCUCGCGAUGUUCUAUCUCAUGUCUUGCCCCGGCUCAUUACCCGAAGACCUGCGCAGCGCAUGAACGCUCGGGAGUUCCAGCAGUCUCAGUAUUUUGAUAAUGUUUUGGUUUCUACUAUUCGGUUCUUGGAGACUUUGCCAACCAAGAAUGCAAAUGAGAAAUCCCAAUUCCUUCGUGGGCUACCGCGCGUGCUCCCGGACUUUCCGGUAUCCGUAUUGGAGAGGAAGUUACUGGGAGCCUUGUUGGAUGAGAUGAAAGACCGGGAACUUUUGCCAGUGAUCUUGCAGAACGUUUUCGGUAUUCUCCGACGAAUUCCUAAUGGGCGUCGCGCCUUGUCAGAGAAGAUCAUCCCCCGCCUCAAAGAGGUUUUUGGCACGGGAUCGGGCAAACCGGGAUCUCAAGAACGGGACUCUAAGAAGGAUGCAGGCCUCAUGGUCGUGUUGGAGAACAUGAAACUCAUUGCCGAUAACUGCUCGGGCAUAGAGUUCAAAGACGAUAUACUUCCUUUGAUUCGCCUGGGUAUGGACUCACCCACGCAUUCCUUGGUUGAUGCAUCUCUUAAAUGCCUCCCAAUCAUGCUUCCGGUUCUUGACUUUAGCACUGUAAAAAACGAGGUGUUCCCACCGAUUGCUAGCACUUUUAGUCGCACUAGCAGUCUUGCUAUCAAAGUUCGUGGACUGGAGGCCUUCUGUAUCCUGUGUGGCGGCUCCCCAAGUGACGCGGACAGCCUGGACGACGACCUCAACGGUACCGUUCAAACAAAACAGACCACCAAGUCAUCCAUUCUAGACAAGUACACCAUUCAAGAAAAGGUUGUGCCGUCUCUCAAGGCCAUCAAAACUAAGGAACCUUCGGUCAUGAUGGCCGCCUUGAAAGUCUUCCAACAAGUUGGAAAGGUUGCAGACACGGACUUCCUCGCUCUGGAAGUUCUGCCUGUUCUUUGGGGCUUCAGUCUGGGCCCCCUGUUGAAUCUCCAACAAUUCAAUGAAUUCAUGACCGUGAUCAAAACUCUCUCUACCAAGAUUGAAAAGGAGCAGGCAAGGAAGCUCCAAGAGCUUUCUUCCGGUGGAGAUUCUGGCGGAUUCCAAGCUCCCGCUAACAGCUUCUCGCAAUCCGCCACGGAUCUGACUUCUCCUGAUACGGACGGUGCCAGAAACAAUUUUGAGCGUCUUGUACUUGGGAAGAAUGCUGCACCUGCUAAUGGUGCAGAUACCGAUCUUUGGGGUGGUAUGGAUGCCGAACAGGCUGCACCGAAACGGCCGAGCAUGUCUCCAGCUCUUUCAUGGUCUAUGAACAAUGCAACUGGUAUCAGCCAAAGUUCAUCUAACCAACUCGGUUUCCGGUCCAUUACUCCGGAUCAGAAACUAGGUUCCUUCCCAUCUUUGGAGCCUGCACGACAAGCGUCUCCCGUGAUUCCAUCAUUCCCAACUAUGCAGCCAUCUUCGCCAACUUGGACCGGAGCAAACAGACCUAGCCAAUCUAUGGCAUCGCUGUCUGGCUUAGCCGCCAACUCUCCGAUGUCAAAGCCGACUUCAUUGUCGCAUCAGACCUCCAAUUACUCCGCCUUUUCUAUCCCGCCUCCACCAGGCGGCGUGGGUGCAGCCAAUACCAUUCGAUCACCAUCGUUGAACCUGAACACGACACCGGCGCCAUUCGCCAGCCAACCCCAACGCCAGGCCCAGGCACCCCCAAAACAAGGAUUAGACAAAUACGAAAGUUUGUUGUGAAGAAACGUUGGUGCGUGCUUGUUUUUCGAAUACCCGACGUGGCCCGUUCUUGUUUAUACCCAUUUUUUGUGCAAUUUGCUAGCAAAGCCGAGUAUAUAGAAUCAUCUCGAAAUGAAGUAGCAUAACAUUCUCUGUCCCAAACUGGCACCUUGUACAAUGGGGGUUUCGCGAGUUCGAACUGUC